Messenger RNA from Labeo rohita (rohu), 2796 nucleotides. It is a transcript of the gene iscub, whose product is annotated as iron-sulfur cluster assembly enzyme b. The transcript is spliced from 5 exons. Gene Ontology annotation, biological process: iron-sulfur cluster assembly; intracellular iron ion homeostasis. The record is from RefSeq and is a predicted model, not a curated record. Gene Ontology annotation, cellular component: mitochondrial matrix; cytoplasm. NCBI's taxonomy places the organism in Eukaryota, Metazoa, Chordata, Actinopteri, Cypriniformes, Cyprinidae. Bases 40 to 534 code for a protein of 164 amino acids. Gene Ontology annotation, molecular function: 2 iron, 2 sulfur cluster binding; ferrous iron binding.
UCCGCUAUUUGAGAUUUCAAAUGCGUCAUUUCAGAUAUCAUGGCGGCUUCGCUUGCGAAAAGAUGCGCGUCACCGGUAAUUCUCAAAACACUUUCAGCUCCUCAGUUGAGGAUGCAAUGUGGGUAUCACAAAAAGGUCGUGGACCAUUAUGAGAACCCAAGAAAUGUAGGGUCUUUGGAUAAAAAUGCCAAGAAUGUGGGCACAGGGUUGGUUGGUGCCCCUGCUUGUGGAGAUGUGAUGAAACUGCAGAUCGAGGUGGAUGAGGCUGGGAAGAUUGUGGAUGCCAAGUUCAAAACCUUUGGCUGUGGGUCUGCUAUUGCUUCUAGCUCCUUGGCCACUGAAUGGGUGAAAGGCAAAUCUAUUGAUGAAGCCCUCAAGAUAAAAAACACUGAGAUUGCUAAGGAGCUUAGCCUUCCACCAGUCAAACUGCACUGUUCAAUGCUAGCUGAGGAUGCCAUUAAAGCAGCUUUGGCAGACUACCGUCUGAAACAGGAAGGUGAACCGGAUGAAAAGACUGCCAUGGCCCACAACUAGGAGGCGCACUUGAUCCUCUAAAUCAGUGGUUCUCAACUGGUUCUUCAUGACCAAACGGGGUUUCAGGUCUGUUUUGAUUGGGUUGUGAUUCACAGGGACCAUGGAGAAUGCCCUAAAGGAUAACAGUGCUAAUUGCCUGUUUUAAAAUGCAACUAACCAUAUAAACAUGCAGAGUUAAAUUAAGCCCAAUACACAGGCUUAUCACCUUGGAAGAGAAUAAUGCAUUUAUUUUCUUCCAUCGUGCAAUGUUAAUGAUUUUGCAUAUUGCUGAGUCAUGGUAACUUUAAUAAAUCUCAGCGUUUAAAUUUGGAUCACCAUUUGAUGUCCAAUGUAAAAUCUAGGUCUUGAAACAAAACCAGUUGAGAACCAAUGCUCUUUAUCCUCCCUAUGAUUUUAGACCAAAGCUUCCCAACUCUUGCACUGUAGCCAGUCUUUUAAACGCACAAUAUAAAAGUACUGACCAAUACUACUGUUACAGUCUAAGCCAUAUUUGUUUAGAUAUGUUAAUGUAAUAAAAAAAGAGUGUUAGGCUAUGUUCACACUGCAGGCAAAUGUGGCCCCAAUCCGAUUUAUUAUUAUUUUUUAUUUUUUCGCUCGCAUGUGACUUGGAUCUGUUUUUCUCAUGACAGUGUGAACAGCACAUUCAAUUCCAAUAUGUGCCACUUCCAUAUGUGGUACUAAAUCCGAUACAGGUCUGAUGUUUUGCAAUGCGACCACAGUCUGAACAGUCAUUUCGGAAUUUAUGUGACAUUUACGUCACUCUAGAUCAACAUUUGUCAGGAUUCUGUGCUCAUGGGAGUUACUUCAAAGAUUUUACAUACCCAAAGUUAUCAAGACAGUUGCGAAAGGUAGUCAGAAGUACAGUGAUGUGUCAGAACUCUAGCACAUCUUAUAUCAUAAAAGUUUCAAAACUCCGCUCUCUUCUCUCACAUCCUAGUCUUUAUUUGUCAUAUUGCCUGUGCAUAACUGCGAUGGCUUCUGCGGCAGAUCACCAGUGUUGGGUAACGCAUUACAAGUAAUGCAAGUUACGUAAUAAUAUUACUUUUUCAAGUAGCUAGUAAAGUAACACAUUACUUUUGAAUUUCUAAGAAACCGUAGUUAUUUUUUCAAAUAAGUAACGUCAUUUACUUUUUUCCCCAUUUAUUGAUUGACAAGUCUCCUGUCGCGAAAUUGGGAGUAAACAUGAUGUUGUUCUAGACUAAAUGUGAACAUGCAAUAAUUCAUCUCACUCACAAAAAACAGAUUCAUUAUUCCUCAAAAUGAAUAAAAACAGUGAAAUGCAAACGCAACCCUGCAAUAAUUAAAUAUGUUAAAUAAAACAAAUAUCCUUUAUGUAUUUAAUCCCAUUUUAUUAACCAGUGUCUUUGCUGCUGACCGUCGAUGAUGCAAUUCAACCAUACUAAUAAGCAAAAAUUACUUUAGGUAAACUAACAUUUGUGCUUCAUUUCUUUUGUAGCUGAAGAGGGAUCUCCUGCAUAAAUGUACUUUUCUUUUAGCCUGAGAUGGAUUCAUUUCGCUUUUGGUGUAAAGGGGCUUUUAGAUUAGAUUUGUUUUAUAUUAUAAACAAAAAAGCAAGCCCUGCCCAGAUAUUAAAAGUAGUGCAACGCAUUACUUUCCGUAAAAAGUAACUAAGUAAUGUAAUUAGUUACAUUUUCAGGGAGUAACGCAAAAUUGUUAUGCAUUACUUUUAAAAGUAACUUUCCCCAACACUGCAGAUCACACAAUAAUGCCUAACUUACUUUAUGUCCUCCGUGUUUUCUUUCAUACGACAGCGCAUUGCGCAGGUGUUGCCAAGUCCACAGUUUCCCGCAGAAUUGGGCUACUUUUUCACUGUUGCUGUGGGUUGUGAGUUUUUCUUGAGCUGAAGUGAUCCCACUACCUCUCAGAAUGAGAUUAGGCUAGUUUUGAGUUGAUUUUGAGAAGCAAUUGGGUAGAUUUUGUUGUGAAAACCUGGCAACCCUGUUGUUGUUCUUGUGCACAUACAGGUGAGUUCAGAACCAUAAUCUGUUCACACUGGAAAUCAGUCAUUGGCCACAUUUACAACAAAAAUGUGAACAUCAAAAAUCGGAAUUGAGCACUAAGGCUCACAGUGUGAACAUAGCCUUAGUGGUUUCACUUGAUAGCUGAACUCGCACACAAAAUAUCUUAUUCUGUUAUUUUAGUUUGAAAGAACGAAAUGUGAUUCUGAUGGUGAUUUAUGCUGCUGAGCUUUUAUUUGAUGGCCUUUCAAACAUUUACAAAUAAAGCAUGUGUAAACCUCAA